AUGAUGGCUGGCAACUUGUGGAGAACAUGGCCAUAUCAACAGAGUGCUAUGGAGAACACUAUGAAGUACAGACGGAGCUCGACCGCGCACUCGAUCGAGCUGGAUGCUCAGAUGAGAAAAGACAUGCUUGCACUCAAGUCGAAGUUGGACAAACUGAUCUUAGCCCAAUUCCCUGCCAAGCAUGUCAACUAUGUCUCAGAAAAAGUCCUAGUCAAGGGUCAGGAUGGGGAGGAGACAACACAUGAGGUUUGCUAUACUCAAAAUAGACAAGGAAGCUAUAGGAAUCCUCAACAAGGAAGAUACAACAGUUAUCCAGCCCCCUGGCCGCACCAACAACUAAGUGUUCCACAAUGUUUCAACCAAAGGACUACUCACACCCAACCAAAUCAAGAUUGGGAUAUGAAGGAAAUGCUCCAACAACUUUUACAAGGGCAAGCCAAAGGAUCACUGGAAAUGAAUAACAAGCUGGUUGAGAUCAACUCCAAACUUGAGUCAUUAACUUCGAGAGUACAAAUGAUAUACCUCUAA
Messenger RNA from Microthlaspi erraticum, 528 nucleotides. NCBI's taxonomy places the organism in Eukaryota, Viridiplantae, Streptophyta, Magnoliopsida, Brassicales, Brassicaceae. The record is from the annotation of a GenBank genome assembly.